AUGGGGAAAGGGAAGGCGCCCCCUCCAGCUCCAGAUGGAUCACCGCCAGCUUAUGAUACAGGGUCGAAGCCAAGGAAGAGCGUGAAAUUUACAGAAGAUGUUGUGGAAAAAGAGCACAGCACGAUCCGAAAGACAGUCUAUCAACCCGCCCCUCCCGAUGAAGUGCCAAAAUCAGCCAUCAAAGUCGGUCUACCAUCAGGUCAAGGUCCCGGCGGAGGACCUCGACCUUCCCAAACGUAA
Molecule: messenger RNA, 240 nt
Organism: Oikopleura dioica
Lineage: Eukaryota; Metazoa; Chordata; Appendicularia; Copelata; Oikopleuridae
Source: the annotation of a GenBank genome assembly